GCUGAGGUUUUCCAGCUCUAUGUCGUCCUUUCUCAGAUCCCAGGUGAAGCGACUCUGCAGCUGCAGAAGUCUGGAGUGUAGAGCGCUGCGAGAAUCACUGCGAGAGAGUCGUGAAGAGAAGCUGACCACCAGUGAAGAACCACACAGGAGAACAUGUCUCCAGUCCGUCCUCAGGACUCAUCCCCUCAGCACAGACAGGACUCCACAGCUUCAUACAGAUCGACCUCUGACAUGUGACCAGCACAGACCCUGGAGACCUGGAGACCAGCAGGGAAGUGGAGGAGGCGCUUUCUCUCCUUAUAAGGGCAUGUGGGUGUGGAGCAGAGGUUGUGGGCGGGGCCAGAGCUGAUCUGAUAGAAGAGCAGCUGUGAUGAUGAAACUCACCCAUUUAGCUGCGACUCUCAGACUGAACAUACCAUGGAUCUCUCUGAUGGCAGGAUGUUGCUGCAGCCUCUCUGGACCUUCCUCCUGGGACACUCCUCCCUCCUGCGCUCGCCGUUCUUCCCCGUCUUCUUCUCCGUCUCCGUCUACCUGUCCUUCUGCCUGCCCUUCCUGCUGCUGGACUUGCUGUCCUCCAGGUGGGCCCUGGUGCGCAGGUACAAGCUGCAGCCUCAGAGCUCCGUUAGCUGGGCCUCAGUGCAGAGCUGCCUGACUCUGACACUUUACAACCACCUGGUCUUCAUCUUCCCGCUGACCGUGAUGCACUGGUACCUGAGGCCAGUCCACCUGCCCGAGGAGGCCCCGCACCUCCCCCGCCUGCUGGCUCAGGUGCUGGUCUGCCUGCUGCUCUUCGACUUCCAGAGCUUCAUCUGGCACCUGCUGCACCACAGAGUCCCCUGGCUGUACCGCACCUUCCACAAGGUGCACCACACCUUCACUUCCACCUCCGCCCUGACCACUGAGUACUCCGGGGCCUGGGAGACUCUCUGCCUGGGCUUCUUUGCUGCCGCCAACCCCCUCCUGCUGGGCGCCCACCCCCUCACCGAGCUGGCCUUCUUCCUGCUCAACAUCUGGCUGUCGGUGGAGGACCACUGCGGCUACGACCUGCCCUGGGCCACCCACCGUCUGGUGCCGCUGGGGCUGUACGGGGGUGCCCGCCACCAUGACCUCCACCACCUCAAGUCCAAGUGCAACUACGCCCCCUACUUCACCCACUGGGACCGGCUGGCCGGGACACUGUGCACGGAACAAUGAGCGGUGAAGGACCAGAUUCUGGACUGAAAGUCCUGGACACUUUUAUUUACACUUGUUAAUAUCUAUUUAUUUACGCGUGUAUUUAUUUAUGAAAAUGUAGCAGUUUUAAAUGUUUCAUUAUUAUAUAACUUAUAAUAUAACUUAUUAUAUAAGUUUUAUUUACUUAAAACAAGAAGGAGACGAAUCAUUUUGAUCAAAGGAAACAUGUUCCAUGUGGAAACAGGAGAUAUAUACAUAUAGAAACUGUAUAUAUUUAUAUACUGUAUAUACAGAGAGACUGAAUCAUUGCACUAUGACAGAACCAGAACUGCAGGAAAACUUGUUUUGCAGUGCAUUAUGGGUAUUAAUUAAUGUUAUUGAAACAUGUUCUGGUGCAGCUGAGUCGUUAAAGAAAUCUUUAACGCGACAGAAGAAAUGUUCAUAUUGAACAAACCUGCUGAAUCUUCUGUAUUCAAAUAUUAAUGAAAUGUUGUAAUAAGCUACAGGUCAGUGAUUCUGUUCCAGAGUCAGAGGAUCGGCUUCAUUUAAGGUGGAACACAGGAAGUGAGAUGAGAGAGGUGAUGAGGAUGAAGCAGGUGAUGAGGAUGAGGCAGGUGAUGAAGAUGAGGCAGGUGAUGAAGAUGAGGCAGCUGAUAAGGAUGAGGCGGGUGAUGAAGAUGAGGCAGGUGAUGAAGAUGAUGCAGGUGAUGAGGAUGAGGCAGCUGAUAAGGAUGAGGCAGGUGAUGAAGAUGAGGCAGCCGAUAAGGAUGAGGCAGGCGAUGAGGAUGAGGCAGGUGAUGAAGAUGAGGCAGGUGAUGAAGAUGAGGCAGGUGAUGAACAUGAGGCAGGUGAUGAAGAUGAAGCAGGUGAUGAGGAUGAGGCAGGUGAUGAGGAUGAGGCAGGUGAUGAAGAUGAGGCAGGCGAUGAAGAUGAGGCAGCCGAUAAGGAUGAGGCAGGCGAUGAGGAUGAGGCAGGUGAUGAAGAUGUAACUGAAUACAAACAGUAUUGUGUGAAGUGACAGUCUGUGUCACCGACCAGUGAAUAAACUUGUAACAGACA
Molecule: messenger RNA, 2232 nt
Organism: Seriola aureovittata
Lineage: Eukaryota; Metazoa; Chordata; Actinopteri; Carangiformes; Carangidae
Gene: ch25h
Product: cholesterol 25-hydroxylase
Exons: 3
Coding region: 418-1194 (258 amino acids)
Biological process (GO): sterol biosynthetic process; cholesterol metabolic process
Molecular function (GO): C-4 methylsterol oxidase activity; steroid hydroxylase activity; iron ion binding
Source: RefSeq, a predicted model, not a curated record